Molecule: messenger RNA, 7844 nt
Organism: Hermetia illucens (black soldier fly)
Lineage: Eukaryota; Metazoa; Arthropoda; Insecta; Diptera; Stratiomyidae
Product: autophagy-related protein 2 homolog B
Exons: 21
Coding region: 755-7117 (2120 amino acids)
Biological process (GO): reticulophagy; piecemeal microautophagy of the nucleus; carbon fixation
Cellular component (GO): extrinsic component of membrane; phagophore assembly site
Molecular function (GO): magnesium ion binding; phosphatidylinositol-3-phosphate binding; ribulose-bisphosphate carboxylase activity
Source: RefSeq, a predicted model, not a curated record
UGCACGUAUGUAUGUUCUUGGUUCGCACGUCACAUCUGGAUGUUUGGAAUUUUCCACGUUUGUUUUCCUGACAGUUUCGUUCAGCCGUUCGCUCGCCGUCCGCCCUCUCCGUAAACACACUUCAGUUGUCACUUGUCAGUCGCUCGUCGCGUUGUUCUGACAUUCGUCUUUUGUUCGCGAGUGCGUGAGUUUGCUGUCUGCACUUGGUGGAGAGAAUCCUCGAAUUUCGGCGGAGUUGUAACGUUGCGGACAUCAAAAUUCGGUUAACGAGUGAACAAUGCUUAUACGUUUGCACACUGCCAGUGUAUACGCACCGAGCCGUCCGCGAAUCGAACUUUUGACUUGUGCUUGAGGUGCCCCAGCGCCACCCAAAACACGGAAAACGCGCUUUUGGCGUCGAGGCAAGAACACGGGCUGAGAAUCUGCGGUGCUGGUGUCGGCGAGUCCGAAACGAGAACGCGAAGAUCCGUCGUCGCUCGGAGCUCUGGCUGAAAUCGCCGUCGCUGCGGCCAAGUUUCUUUGUCACCAAAACAUCGGGCGCCGAGCUGAGCGCAAUCAGACGUCGGGCCAAGAGUCAGCCAGCCUCGUCGCGGACGGGCCAUUUAUUUUUCAAGUUUUUCGUUGGCUGCUGCGUAUUUUCGACAUUUUUCAGUUUUUCACGCAUCUGCGUCGCUCUUUCGUCCCGCACUCCGUGCUGUGAAGUGUCUUUGGUUUUGCUCGAUCGUUUGUGACGCGCGCGUGGGUCCUGUCCGACAUGGUGCCUUGGUACUUGCCAUGGUCGGACCUUCUGAAGAAGAAGGUCUGCAGGUACCUGCUGCAGCGCUACCUGGGCCAGUUCCUGGAGGAGAAGCUGCGUCUCGAGCAGCUUAAUGUCGAGCUGUACAACGGCAGGGGGACCGUGUCCAACGUGUCCCUGUACCCAGAGGCCAUAAAUGAACUAUGUGAGAGUCAGGGAUGGGGAAUCGAGGUGACCGGGGGACAUAUUGGGUCGGUUGCAGUAACUAUUCCCUGGAAUGCACUGAUGACAAGAGAUAGUCAUAUAGAAGUAUCUGAACUUAGCAUGACAAUCCGGCCGCGAGCACGUCAAACAGAUGGUACUUCCAUGUUAGAAUCAAUGUGGUCAUCUGUAAGCAGCUCCAUGCAAUUGGCACAGGAAUGUUUGGAGAAAGAAGGAGGGGAAAUAGAUGCUGAAACUGCACAAAAUGCAGCUAUUGAAGGUUUAGAAAAAUUCGCCCAAACUAUUGAUAAUGUUCUCAAUAGAAUCAAGGCAAACUUAGUAAAUACGACUAUAAGACUGGAGUUCAUACUCCCCAAAAGUGAACGGGGAAUAGCUAUAAUAAUUACAAUUAAGAGAAUAGAAUAUAAAAAUGAAGCUGGUGCUGAUCCACCACAAACCUCCCCAACUAAAGAGGAAGAAGCGAAAAAUGAUCCGACUGAUAGUCAAAAAACACAUUUACUUUCUAGUUACGCGACACACAAUAUUAGGUUGGAAGGUAUUGUAUUUUAUACGGAAGAAUUUCGAAUAGAGAAACCAACGGAUAAACGUGACACAGGCACAUCUAGUGCACAAUUCUAUAGCACUAUAUCACAGUUACCAGAAACAGAACAAUUUAUUUCAAGUAGAAAAUCUUAUGAUGAAUCGGACUCAGAAAGCGAUACUGAUAGUAAAACGGAAUCAGAAAAACCCGAUCCAAAUGCGAAAAUUCAUACCACUAAAGCCAUCCAGAUUUGUAGAAUGGAAGGUGUCCAGGAGUUACGUUUAAAAAUGAAACAAUCGGAAAAUAUUCAAGGAGCAAAAGUUCACUUGGAUUUAUCAUUUGGUACUCUACGUUUAUUUCUUACUCCACGUCAAAUUCAUCUGAUAACAACAUUUUGUGAGGCAUUUGGCAGCGGAAGUAAUAAGAAAGACACUCGAUUGGAUAAAACAAUAAGAUCAUCGAAGCGUCUUCGCGAAAUUAGGAGAAGUAGUUCACUUGGUCUAUCAAAUACCAUGACAGGUGCAAUAGUUACGAAUGAUAGCUGGUCGUGUGCAGAUGAUGAUUUUCGACAAUUUCAAACUUCAACACAAUCAAGUGACUACAAAGAACACUCCAAGUCGUUUGAUAUUCCAGAAUCAUUGGAUAGCUCAAUGACAAGUAGUAGUAGCACGACAAAUUCUUCAAAAGUGCGGAAGCGAGGCACAAACGUAAAUAUCAGUGGUGAUAUUUCGCACUACACACUUUAUAUGACAUCGGUUAGCAUCAUGUUAUUACACGAGGAUAUACUAGUAGAAUGUUCUGUCGGCAUGGACAGUCCUCUAAGUGAAGAAAGUGUGAGUAAACUUCUCACUCUUUCGACGACCUACUUUGAAAAUAACUCUACUGAUAAAAGUGCCAAAGAAGACUUGAUUAGCAAAAGUCAUCUGAAACUUGAGCUAAGUCCUAUCAUUAUGGAUGGCGAAGAACAAAGAAGCAAUAAUGUGCAACUACUAAAAUUCAAUAUGUCCAUACCUCAAGUAGAUAUACUGGAAGUCCUUGAGUCCGUUGAAACUCCGAUAAUAUUGUUUGCAAGGAACGAAAAAGAUAAAAUGGGUGACGUGAAAAAACGACCAAACGUCCAUUUGAGCUUUAAACAAAUCACCCCAACGUUGCGUCGCACGGCAAAUAAACGAAAACCACCUACGAAAACAGACGUGGUGCUGUCUUUGGAGCCGUGCGGAAUUGAGUUAGAUAUUUCAUUGUAUGAUCGUUUGAAUUCGCUAUUGAACACAGCUCCCUUCAGUAUGACACCAAUGAGAUCCAAAUCAGAUGCAAGCAAGUCAAGUGAGCCAUCUUCUCUUGAAUUCAAUGUUGAUUCCUCGUCAAUAGAUGUUCGCUUGAGAUUCCCCAUCAACGAUUCAAGACCAUUACACGACGAAAACAGAAUUCCCUGGUGGAAAAAAAAUAUUCGUGAUGAGUUCCUAUUAUUUGAAAUGCAACGAUUUCGGAUGCAAUACACAUUCCCAUCCGUUUUGGAAGUCGUCGCAAAUGAAAUAAAUAUUUUCUUCUGUGAAAAUAUGAAUGCAAACAAAAUUCAUAUAGGGAGAACUACACUAGUGGAGAAAAGAGGACCUCGGUCUUCAGACUCUUCGACCAUGGAUUAUCCGAAAUUAAGGUUAGAAUUUCCCUCAGAAAAGUCGCUACGAAAUAUAACAAAACGUAUGCUGGAAGAUGGAAGCGAUAGUGGUGAAACUUCCGGUGACAGUUAUGCCGGAACACUUUAUACUUCAAAGCGACAUGAACGUUCGCCAUUCAGUUCGAAACGUGUAUGCCGUGAAAGUGGAACUCCACAUCACAGAGAGAAUUCAGACAAUUCAGAAACCUUUUUACUGCCGGGAGACUCGGAAGAAAUGCGACGCUUCCGUGAUACAACAAUGCAAACGUCAAAAGUACAGAUCCAGUUAUUUUUCCCAUCUGCCAAUAUCCAAAUGAAUUCGAAACAUUUAUAUGAGGUGAUAUACAAUUUAUUGAAUACCGAUCUCCUCAUGUGGAAACCAUCAGCGCCAACAUUUCAAGCAGAUCCUCCAGCAACAUUUUCAAGUACGAUGGAUUCAUUUAUGAAUGCUGGUAUGAUGGAUUCUAUAUAUAUUCCAAGAAGUAAGUGUGAUAGUGACGCUGAGUCGGGUUCAACUUCGUCGGGUGGAGAAGGCUUCGAUUCGGAUCAAGAAUCGGACAUGUAUUAUUCAACUUAUGAUCGAAAAUAUACUAGUUCCAGUCGACGUACAUUAUCAACAGUACCGACUCUAACGACAAACUCCUGCUCAUUCGAGCUAAAUAUUAAUGAGGGAGUUCUUACCCUACUUGCACCCGUUCGUGGUGCCGAUAAUAAAGUCAUUCCCGGUCAAAGAGGGGAAUUUGUGAUAACAUUAAGCAAUCUUACGUUAUUCACUGUAAGUGGAUAUCAAGAAAACAAGAACCUGUCGUAUGUAUGCCUGCAAGCAUCGGAAGCUGAACUUUUUCAUUGUGGGCUGGUUCCUACACCUGACCUUAGUCCAUCUUUAAGGUUAUGUGGAGAUGCAUUACCUGAUUAUUUGAAAUCAACAUUGUACCCUUCACCGCAUGAUGUGACUUUACGAGGAGGCCGAGGAUCAGUAGAUCGCGAAAUGCUGUCGUUGGCUAUUCAAGUGAAGGUCGUACCGGAGCAAAGAGUGAAACGUAUAAGUGUGACAGUUGGCCUCCAAAAUACAACACUACGCCAUCAUCCAACGAUUUCUCAGCAUACAUGGCUAAACCAAAUAAUAGACAUGAUUGACGUCUUAGACUAUCCGAUAGAAGGUUAUAUCCCCUAUGGUGUUGUAACAGAAAUGCAGUUGCAUUUAUGGGAUUGUAGUAUAGACUAUAGGCCACUUCAUUUUCCUUAUCGAGCUAUUUUAGAUCUUGGUUACUUUAUGAUAAGCAGCAAUCUCACAACCUCCUUACCCGGAUGCACACUGCGCUUCAUAGCGGAAGAGUGUGCACUCUGUCUAGCACCUUACGAUCCGGAAGGAGAAUGUGAUAUUGUAUCCAACGAGUUCCUUGUUUCGGUUGUAGAUCUAGGCCUUUUAGAAAUUUCUCUACGGAUAAAUGAGAAAAACACAUCACUUUUCCCGAAAUUAGAUCUUCGUGCCUUCAUUCAAGGUGUUCACAUUCGGACUUGUUCAGAUUCUGGACAAGUUUUAGCACAAUUGAUAGGUUAUUUUGCUGCAGAUUCUGAUCUGAAUACGACAGCGUCUGAAUUCGACGACUCCAGUCACUUAUCUGAUAGAGAUGAAGGGGCGGAACUUCUACCUAUGAAGAAACCUUCCCCUUCAGUGCCAGUUGUGACACCAAAGCAACAAGAACGUGUGAAUACUUUACUUUCGGAAGCUAUGCAAGAAAGUAUUCGUAUAGUUUCAGAUUCUUCUGAGGAUGAAGGUGCUUUCAAUACUGGAGUCGAAGUAUUCUUCUUUCCGGAUGAAGCGCAAAAAGCGAAAGCCGAAGCUUUGAAGAAAGAAGAAAAAAGGGCAAUAGACGUUGGCGAGGAAAUGCUUGAAGAAACCCCCAAACCAGAUAGCUUUAACGAACCAAUGGCAAAGAGAGAAGAACCAGCACUAACUGACAGACUUUUACCAGGUCCUGCACAAUUUACUCAAUCAUAUUAUAACCAACGACGUGACAGUGAAUGUAGUGAUGAAAUGCGUGAUAUACUUAAUUUUGAAACAUCUAUUAUGGCUGCUUCCUACAUGAAAGAAGAUGAAUCCGUGGAAGCUGUCCCCCAAGUCACGGAAGAACUGGGCCAAAUAACAAUCGCUCCACCGCCGGCACCUUCAUGUUUCACUAAAAGAAUGAGUUCAGACACCGACGAAGAAUAUUGCAUGAUUGCAGAAGAGGAGAAAGCAGCAUUUACAAAUUGCGGUGUAUCAAAGUUGAAAAUAGAUGGUGAUCCCAUACGCAUUGUAGAUAACCAUUUCAGCAUCCCAAUUGGAAAACCCGAUCUAUUGCGUGCUCCACCCAAUUUCCCGAUGGCCGUAAGCAGAUACACACUUUGCGAAAUGUCUGUUACUUGGCACUUACACGGCGGACAUGAUUUUCCAAAGAAGGAUGAAAAUCAAUCCGAUGAAGAUAAAUUAAAUGAUUACAGUUCCCCUGGAAUGUCUAAGGUAUACACAUCGGGAGUUUCAUAUACAAAGGGCCAACCAGGUGUAACGUUUAACAAAAAACCAAUGGCUAAACUGUCCUGGAAGACGCGUGGGGGACCAUGGCGAAAACAUGAUGUCCUAGUCGAAAUACAAGUUAAUAAGGUGCGAAUAUCACACGAAGUGUAUCCACCGCACACCUUACAAGCCUCAAGACAAGUUUUACUCAUCACAGAACUAGAGAUUUUGGAUAAAUUGCAAUCCUCCGAUUUUCAUAAAUUCCUCUACCACCCUUCGACGAACAAUCUACCGAAGACAAGUUCCCAACAUAUGGUUGUAAUAAAGGCAUUACAUGUGCGACCUAAUCCUAUUUUACCCGCGCAAGAGUGCUGUUUGAGGAUUUCGUUAUUGCCGUUGAGAUUAAAUAUUGAUCAAGAUACCCUACUGUUUCUUGUUGACUUUUUUACUGAAUUGAGUGUGACAGAUGAUGAAGGACAAACCCGUAAAAAAUCUGUUGUGCCACAUCAACCGCCUGUGAUGCUAGUUGAAGAUUUGCCAGAAGCCGUGCAAGAUUUACAAGCAAGAAAAAUGGUUUCGGAAAAUCUAAUGUUACUAACAGAAGAAGAAAAGGAAAAAGAAGAAAAAGAACCACAUCAAGUACCUGAGGAAAGCAACGAUUUCCCAAUAUAUUUCAAGGAAAUAAUUUUUAGCCCUGAAGUGAUAAUACGACUAGACUAUCACGGACGACGCAUAGAAUUGUCGAGAGGUCCAAUAGCUGGUCUGGUCAUGGGCCUAGGACAAUUGCAAUGCUCCGAAUUUCGUUUAAAAAAGAUUUAUCACAGGGAAGGUAUACUGGGGGUGGAUCGACUUUUGAGUUUCCUGUGUCUGGAAUGGUUGACAGAUAUAAAGACGAGGCAAAUACCGUCGAUUUUAGGUGGUAUCGGCCCAAUGAAUAGUGUAAUUAAGUUCUUUCAAGGAAUAUUCGAUUUGGUUCGACUUCCAAUCGAGCAAUAUCAAAAGGAUGGACGAAUUAUCCGUGGCUUACAACUUGGAGCACAAAGUUUCACUGCAAGAACUGCAAUGGCAGCGUUAGAGUUAACAGCGCGAAUAAUUCAAUUUAUACAGUUCACUGCUGAGACGGCAUACGAUAUGGUAUCACCAGGUCCAACCGUGAAACGCUACCGCCAAAGCCAGAAAAAGACCAAACGUAAGCGUAUGCAUCGCCCACAGGACAUUCGUGAAGGAGUUGCAAAUGCUCUACAAAUCGUAAGAGAGGGAAUCGGGGAAACAGCUCAAACAUUACGAGACGUAACCAUUGAGGAGCACGAUCAAAAAGGCUAUACUGGGGCUGUCGGAGCAGUUGUUCGUCAAAUUCCACCAAUUGUUUUUUGUCCAAUAGUCCUCGCUACCCAAGCCACAACGAACAUCCUAGAUGGCGUCCAUAAUCAACUUGUACCAGAGGCGCGAAUGGAGGCGCGCGAAAAAUGGAAGGAAGAUGAUCAGUAAGAGUGAAACAUCGAACAAUCGUCUUUCACUCCGAUUACUCAUGACAUAUCAGAUCACAAACUACUGAUGUAUAUACUUAUAUAUAUACGGAAAUACAAUUUAUUUGUGGGCAUGGAUUUAUCGCUAAUAAUACAGUUGAAGACCCUUUGCAUGAAUCGGUGAGAACGGGACAAACUAAAAUAGUUUAUAUAUUUAUUUUUAUCGACUAUAUCAUAAGUAAUUUUGUAUUUUUCCCUCUCCUUGAUAAAGUUUAGAAUUUGUCCUUAUUAUUUCCGCCAAAAUACGAUUUAAUAAACACGUAAAAAGCUUGGAAUGAUAUGCAAGCCCGCGCUAGUGCUAAAUAAAAUAAAUAAUGUAUGGGAAGUUUACGAGUGGUCGAAGAGUGUGAUAUUGAGAAUAUUUACUAGAUAUUGAUUGGAGAAGAGAAAUGCAAUUUGAAGGGAAUUUUCUCAUACAGUAGAAACAUAGAAUAACUCUAUUCAAAAGGUUUAUAGAAGAAAAGUGUGAAUGAUUUUAGUGUUUUUUAUGUGAAGAGAAAUUGAGAUUGCGGAUGUCGAACGUUAAUAGAAUGCUUAAUUUAAUACCGAAUAUGAAAUAUAUUCUAUAUUUCCUGUUUUCUAUAAUUGUAGAUAUAAGAUCUUAGGUGUAUAUUAUACAAAUGCAUAUUGUGCAUGAAUAUAUUGAUGAGAAAUAUAUAAUAAAUUUUUUUAACGUUGUUUAAACCAGA